AUGGUGACAACAAACGCGACUACAGGCGUUUGGAGCGCCGCCUGGGGGCCGUACCCCGGAGCUGCAGCUACCUCCGCUGAGGAGGCCCUGAGUCCGUCAGACGGCGGGACGUGGCAGGACUGGCAGGAGUGGUCCACGGGAAGUCCGCUGCCUGACGACUACGACUCCACCGUCAGUCCCGUAGAGCUUCUUGGUGGAAAGAGUCUUCCAACAUCGUCUGGAGUGAAAAUCCGCCAGGUCAACUACAUGGACGAGGAAAAAAUGGAACUGAGCUUGAUGAUGACCUUCAAGGUGGCCUGGAGUGACGUCCGCCUGCAGGGUUUGAGCAAAAGCUGGGUGCCCGUCCCGUCUCAUCUCUUAUGGCUGCCACCAUUUCGAUUCGGCAAAUCUGUCAUCGCAGCAAAAGAAGCCAGGUCGAGUGGGAGUACCCAGGCUGCAGCUGGCAGCAGCAAUGUGUCCACUCCGUCAGACGGUGGUCACUCCAGCUCCGUGUCCACUUGGCUGUCUCCGGACGGACAGGUCAGCCACAGUAUGGCGCGUGAACUCCGUGUGCAGUGUCCAGUGGAUCUCCACCGCUUCCCAGUGGACACCCAGGAGUGCUUGGUUGAACUGCAUGCAUAUGGAGGGACAGUGUUUGAGCUCUCUGUGACAGAAGAUGUACCGUCUCCGCUGUCUAUUGACCUGACGAAUGUCCAGUCACAGUAUGUGGUGACAGGAACACUCAUUAAAGCAAGUGUCAACUCCAUUCGGGGGCAAGAUUUGCCGUGUGAGUACUUUUCCCAAAAGUGUUCGACCAAACGUGACGCGGACCUGUGUGCAGCCAUGCGGUACUGUGACACGAGCGGCGGGCAGUGCCAGCAGUGUGCGGCGUACAUCGGCAACUGUCGGACGGUCCCGACCAACUGCUCUGCACCGUCAGACAGCUCGCCGAGAUCGUAUUCCACGUUGGAAGUGGGGAUUCAUCUCCAGCGACGUCUGCCCUACUUUAUCUUCCGGUUCUACAUCCCGACGACCAUCGCUGUGGUGGUGUCCUGGAUGGCGUUCUGGAUCCACCACACAGACUCAUCUCCCAGAGUCUUCAUGGGGACAGUCACGUAUCUGGUCAUGGAGAAAAGAGAAAGAUCAUUUUUCUUGUAUCCACUCCAACAGAUUUCAUACACACGAGCCAUCGAUGUGUGGUACCUCGGCUGCCUGGUGUUUGUUGUGCUCGCCAUGUUGGAGUUUCCCCUUGUUCAUGUUUUGGAGCGAACCAAGGGAAAGGGAAACAAGGCAAAAGACUGCCCGAAGGAUCCUCCGGUAAAAAUCCCCCGUGCGCGGCAGAUAGGUGCAAGUGCAACCGAGGUUCCGUCCCCGUCACCCGCGGCACCCAGCAAACCAUGUCUGUACAAGAAGCCAGCCGUGCUAGAUUCAUGGGCCAGGAUCGUGUUUCCAACAGCCUUUGCCAUCUUCUUUGUGACUUACUGGAUGGUGUUAUUGAUCACCUAAAAAGAUAUUAGUUCAAGAGGCACAAUAGAAAAGUGCCUUGUGUGUCCUAGUUGGAUUAUAGGCAUAUAGUCAAGU
Messenger RNA from Branchiostoma belcheri (Belcher's lancelet), 1560 nucleotides. Its product is annotated as glutamate-gated chloride channel subunit beta-like. Bases 1 to 1485 code for a protein of 494 amino acids. Gene Ontology annotation, cellular component: membrane; synapse; neuron projection. The record is from RefSeq and is a predicted model, not a curated record. The transcript has 11 exons. Gene Ontology annotation, molecular function: chloride channel activity; extracellular ligand-gated monoatomic ion channel activity; transmembrane signaling receptor activity. Gene Ontology annotation, biological process: signal transduction; chemical synaptic transmission; nervous system process. NCBI's taxonomy places the organism in Eukaryota, Metazoa, Chordata, Leptocardii, Amphioxiformes, Branchiostomatidae.